This is a messenger RNA of Cinclus cinclus, 4196 nucleotides long. It is a transcript of the gene LYSMD3, whose product is annotated as LysM domain containing 3. The transcript is spliced from 2 exons. Gene Ontology annotation, cellular component: Golgi apparatus. The record is from RefSeq and is a predicted model, not a curated record. NCBI's taxonomy places the organism in Eukaryota, Metazoa, Chordata, Aves, Passeriformes, Cinclidae. Bases 1 to 870 code for a protein of 289 amino acids. Gene Ontology annotation, biological process: Golgi organization.
AUGGCCGGCAGAGGCGCCGGUAGCGGCUCGCAGCCGCCCGCCGUGGCUCAGCCGCUCGCCGGCGGUCACCUGUACCCCUUCGUGAGCGCGGAGAGCGAGGGGCCCGAGGAGGAAGGCGAGGUGUCGGAACUGCGGCCGCGGGGCAGGGAGAAGGUCCGGUGGAGCGCGUCGAGGGACAGGCUGGAUGAUAUCGUCCUGUUGACGAAGGACAUCCGGGAAGGGGACACGCUGAACGCGAUCGCGCUGCAGUUCUGCUGCUCGGUUGCAGAUAUCAAGAGAGUUAACAAUCUUCUCAACGAUCAGGAUUUUUUUGCCCUGAGGUCUGUCAAAAUUCCAGUGAAAAAGUUCAGUGUCUUGACUGAAACCCACAAAUCUCCAAAAGGAAGACCAGCUCUUCGACCUGUUCUGUGUUCCCCAGAAGUACAGGAAACAUCUCUUUGUGAUAAAUUCUCUGCUAAUGAGACUGCUGGCAACUUCCUAAAAGAAGUCGAUCGAGAUAUAGAAGAAAUAGUGAAGUGUAAUGACACAAAGAGAGAAAAUCUGAAUGAAGUUGUUUCUGCUUUAGCAUCCCAACAGAUGUGUUUUGAAACUGAUGGUAAAACUAAAAAAUGCAAGGAUCCUUACUAUGGAGCAGACUGGGGUAUAGGAUGGUGGACAGCAGUAGUGAUUAUGUUGGUUAUUGGCAUAGUAACUCCAGUUUUUUAUCUCCUGUAUUAUGAAGUUCUAGUGAAAGCAGAUGUCAGUCACCAUUUCCCAAUGGAAUCUUCCCAUUUGUUUGUCACAGCAGUAUCACAUCAAAAAGAAAUAGAAAAUGGAAUAAAUCCGACAAAUAUUAUGAAAGUUGAUAAUCAAGGAGACCUUCAGCAUUAAUAGUGGAAGACUCUAGACAACUGUUAUUUGUAGAUACAUAAUGUAACCUUAGGUAAAGGGGAAUCCACGGAAUCCAAAAUGCAUUUGGAACAGAGAGAAAAAGUGUACUGAUGUGUGACUUGCCUUUAUGGGCAUUAUUCCACUACAAGGAUAUUUCUGGGGAUCACAUAAUCUCUGAAUGUGCCUGAGACAGGCAGUUUGCAAGAUUAGGGUGUAAAUUAAGGUAUGAAGACAUCUCUGAAGCUUUGCACUUUUUUCUGUUUUCAUAGGCAUGUUUCUUAAAUAAUGAUGAGGUGAAAAAAUGUAGUUCAAACUAAUAUACAAGGAGUCUCACUGUGAGUGUCUUUUACAGCCCAUAAAUGGGCAUAUGGGGAUAGCUAACUUUUAAACAUCUGAAAGUAUUUAUAUAAUUCAUAGUAGACGACAUUUUAAUAUCAGGUUUACAGUUGUAAUUUAAAGUAGUGUUCUCAUAAUUUUAUCUUUCUUAUAGAGUAAGAUUGUUUUUAAGACUCAGUCAUUCCAUAAUUAAUUGCCUCUAUGAAGUUCUUUUUACAACUGACUAUUACAGAGGCAGUAGCAAAUAGUUAAACUGGAAUCUUGAAGUCUUGUGCCUAUGGUCAGCCCAUUUAGUACUUUUCAGUAUAGGCACUAGGGUAAUUUGUUUUCUCUGUAUGACUCUGUCCAGUUAAGAGUCUUCCUGAAACUUCACAUUCUUCCUUAGUAUUGUGCUGAAAACUGACUGGACUGCAUUCUCAUCUGAUCACCUGUGUGUAGAAUGAAGUGCAGAAGUGUGGUACCUUGCUGUAACUGUCCCAGUAGUCCUUACUUUCUGCUGAUAGAUUUUUUUUUUUUCCCCGUCCAGUUAAUCCCAGUUCAGGACCACCUGAUUCUUCAGAGAGCAGUCAUUAAUAUUGGUCUUGUGCCCAUGAGCCUCAAGCACUUAAAUUUUUUCCUGAAGUGUCCUAGAAAACUUCAAAUUAUAUUUAAUGCCUGCUAGCAAAUUGCAGCAGAAUAGACAACUUGCAGCUUCAGACUUGUUCUUUGCAUAUUAGUGUAUUCAUUAACCACUCUGCUUUUGAAUGUUUCUUUUGUAGUUUCAUAAUCGGCCUUGGUUUUUCCUUCUUUUUCUUCCCCAUCUGAAAAUGCUACAAUAACAAAACAAAUACAAUUAAAUACAAUACAAAACAUAAAUAAAAACCCUAUACCUUUGGAGUCUUCAUAUAGAAAGGAGAUACUUGUGUACUCAGAAUACUUCUAAAUAAAAAUUGAGAUGGUGCCUAUAAUUUUUUGGUUAUAUCUGCCUUGUGGAGCAAGAAUUCCAUUCCCUGUUCAAAACAGUAUUUAUUACCAAAACCCAAGAUAACAAACUUAAUUGCAACUUAACAAGAGAAAAGUAGAAAAACAGUCAGUGCCCUUUAAACUACUCUUUUAACCUUUCCUAUGAGUUUAUUGACUAAGUAUAUACAGUAAAAAAAGUCAGGUAGCAUGAAUGUGUUCUAACUAUUAAGGUAUUCAAAAAUGCUUUGUUAGAUUCUGAGAGUUAAGUCUUAGGCACCAUCUAUUUUUGGGGCACCUGUUGCCUCAGGAAAUGGAGCGGAUAGUCUUCACUGGCAUGCCAAGUGUAUGAACAAGAACUGGCUAACCUGUGUUAUGUUGAAAUGGAGGCAGGCCAAAGCUUGAAGGAAAAUGGUGCACAGGUGUACAGUUAGUAUAUAAUCAUAGUUACCUGAACUAUGAUCUGUAACCGUUGAACUUUUGAAUAAAGGAGUAUCUGGGGAGAUAGUGAGCCUACUCAUAGUCUCUACAGUAGAAAAGGGAUUACAAGCAUCAUGAACUUGGUGGUUUGCAUGACACUUGUUUUCAAAGGUCUUUUCAAAUAGUAGUUCUUUUCAAUAAGAGAAUAUGCCAGUAAGACAAGCAAAAUCACUGAGGUUGCAGUUCCAAUGCUGUAUCAAAAAAUGCUUCCAAAAUAAUUUAUGGUGGCUAAAGCAGUAACAGCUCUCACAGUUAAAACCUUGAAAGGUGACUCACUCAGACAAGAAAGCUUUGGCAUAUAAAAUCGGAUGUUUUCUAUGUAGCAUGAAAUUUGGUAUAUAAUGCAUAUUUUUUUUGCUGCAAGCCUUUUUUUUUGUUUUGCUGCUUCUCCCAUCAUUCUGUUGCUGAAACUCAGCCAGUUUGUAACACUCUAUCCUCCCAUUUCUUACGGAUUCAUCAAAGAACAUUAAAUUAGCUAUAGUGAUGAUGCAGCAUAAGCCUAAUAUUAAGCAUAUACCCAAACUCGUGGUUACUAAAUUGCUAUGGUGCAGAAGUGAAAUUAACUGCAGUUGGGGUUUGACUAGGUCAGGAAGACCUCUGACCUGUUGAUGUAUUGAUACAGAGGUCUGUGGUGGUGGAGCUGAAGAGUCCUCUAGUGUGUCCCAGACUCUAGGCUUUUACAGUAUUAAAGACCUAUGGCUUACUGGCACUGAGUUAAGGGUGAUAUACCUUGAUUUACCUUAGGAUAAGCAGUCUUUGGAAAAAUAAAAAGGGACAGCUGUUUUAUGGGACCAUAUUCCAUUCUAACCAAGAGCCUGGCAUGUUUUACGUAUGUAUUACAUAGCAUAUUUCAUACAGUAAAUUUUUAAUUAGAUUUAACUUAAUCAGAAGAUACAGUAGAUCUCUCUUCAAGACUGUAGAACUCCUGAUCCUCAUAAUCUACAACUACCAGCUGACUUGACUUUCUGCAGAAUGUGGACAUCUUUACAGCUUUUUUCGGAAGUACAGUACUACUGGUAAUUGAUCAUUACAUGUGGGCCCUGAAUAAACAGGGUAACUGCUCUGUGAGGAACUUAAAUGUGAUUCAUGUUAAAAUCUGUGAAGCUAGUACUUUAGAAACUGACUUCUUAAACAAACAAACAAAACAAAAUACAAGUAAAUAAUAGAAACCUCAAAAGCAAACAAAAAAGAGCCAAAACCCCCACAGAAAUGGAAUACUUGAGUUAUAAAUCACCUUUUGAAUUCAUUGUUACAUGUUGUUCAGGAAAUGGGUUUUAAACUUAAGUGCAUAUUAAACUGAUGCAUCAUACAAAGUCUGAGUGUUUUAAGUUUAGUACACUUAGGAAUAAGUUCUCACAAAUAGUCUUUGUAACUUUUACAAGGGCAGAAAAUACAACUGUGGAAUACUUCUAAGUGAGGAUGCAAGUCUUAUUUUAAAUGCUUCUAUUCCUCUGCUUUUAGAAGAACACAAGUAAUAUAUGUAAAAUAAAGAUUUUAUUUGAGAUUGCAAUGAAAAUGGUACAUUCUAAUAUAUUUUUAGUUCUACGUAGUCAGCAUGUUUUAUUACAUUA